GACCUUAAAUGGCAGUAGAAAAUUCAACAUUAGCAAGAUUUGCGAGUGCCAUGGAAGAGGUGCUCUACAGAUACGACAGCAACAGUAGCGGCAACGUUUCGAACAAUACGGUGGCCGUCGCACACUAUCCGAGCGGUUAUACGCUUCCGCAAAUCGUCAUCGCCUCCGCGGUGGUCGUGUUGCUCAUUAUUGCCGUCGUCGUGGGCAAUAUGUUGGUCAUUAUUGCGAUCGCCACCGAAAAGGCGUUAAAGAACAUACAAAAUUGGUUUAUAGCCUCGCUGGCCGUUUCGGACUUUUUGCUCGGGUUGAUUAUCAUGCCGUUCUCGUUGGCCAACGAAGUGAUGGGUUUCUGGAUAUUCGGACAAUUGUGGUGCGAAAUGCAUUCAGCCCUCGAUGUUCUGUUGAGCACCGCUUCGAUAUUAAAUUUAUGCCUAAUAUCUCUGGAUCGGUACUGGAGCAUUACGCAAGCCGUCGAAUAUUUAAAGAAACGAACGCCAGUACGAGCCAUCGUUAUGAUCGGAGCAGUAUGGGUGUUGUCAGCACUGAUUUCCAUACCACCGUUACUGGGUUGGAAGGUGCCGAGACCUACGGACAUCGAGCGGUAUCCAAAAUGCCAGGUAAGGAAAUCUUAACAAUAAUAUUGCCAAGAUUGAAAUGGUAAGUUACCUAUUUGUGUUGGUAUAAACUGUAGUUCUUUAAAUUUAAAAAAAUGUUUUUAAAUUAAAUAGCGUUUUGAAUCAAGGUAGUCAUUAAUAAUGAUGUUGUAAUUCGAAAUAAAGCUAUUAGGGG
Messenger RNA from Psylliodes chrysocephalus, 789 nucleotides. The record is from the annotation of a GenBank genome assembly. Lineage: Eukaryota; Metazoa; Arthropoda; Insecta; Coleoptera; Chrysomelidae.